AUGUGGGCGAAGCUUCUUCAGGCAACGGCACUUUUAGCCGCCGUUCCUUCGACGCUCGCUAUCUACCCCGACGAGGUUGGCCACGUCGAUUUCCACCAUGCGCUGCUAGGUGUCCCUUCGUCAAAAUCCACCUUCUUCCACCGACCGUCCGCUUCCUCAAGCGCUGCCCUCCUCUACACGCUCUCCGAAAAGUCGCUUCUUGGCGCUGUCAAUCCGAAAGAUGGCUCGCUACUGUGGAGGCAGAAUCUCACUCGUCCCGCCCGAUUGUCCGACCGUGAUGCCGAAGGCUUAUUACGUGCGUCUGAUGGAACAAAUGCGGUGGUUAGCGCGUUAGGAGACUACGUCUCUGCCUGGAGCGCUCUGGACGGAAAGCUUUUAUGGGAAAACUGGUCUCCGGGUAUGCAAAUUGUGGAUAUUGAGCUCCUGGAGCUGCAGGAUGCGAGCGUUGCUCCGUCGACCAGGGAUGCGAUUGCACUUUCUGGGGGUCAAGCGGGCUCGGUCAAGAGACUUGAUGGACAAACAGGAGAGAUCAAGUGGGAGCGACAUGAUGAAAGCGGCGACGUUCCCUUCCAAGUGUCAUCCUCCUCGACCGACGUCUUUUACAUCUCCCUACAACCGGCGCUACUGAAAGGCUACAAGAUCCGGGUGACCGCUUUGGAUCCGCUCACUGGCCGACAAACCCGUCAGCAGAUCCUCAAUUCCGAAAGCGACGUUUCCGGUCCCGAGUCGGUCCUCUUCGUGGGCGCCAACAAUGCGUUCCCUAUAAUCGCCUGGGCGGAUAAGUCGCACAAGACGCUGAAGGUUAAUGUUAUCGGUACCAAGCAGGUGACCACAGUGAACAUCGAGAACACCCACGGAGACGAUAUCAAGUCCAUCCAAAUCCACGCCCCCAGGGCUCUCAACGCGCAGCCACACUUCCUGGUGCAGUACGAGACGGCGUCUGGCUCCUGGGCUGAGGUGUACCAUGUCGACCUCACGUCUUCCACAGUGUCCAAAGCUUACAACCUCCCGUAUCUACCAGGAUGGUCUGUUUUCAGUACUGGCACCAAGGACGCGAAUGUCUACUUCACCCGGAUCACCGAUUCCGAGACCUAUGUUGUUUCAUCCGCUUCUCACGGUAUUCUCGGAAGAUGGAUUCAGCCUCGCCCAUUGGAUCGCGCUCUCCAUGCAGUUUCAGAUUUGGCUGUAAAGGGCGACUCUGUGGCUGCCCGCUCGGCUAUUGUCUUGGAAUCCGGCGAUUGGCAGUUGAUCCAGAAUGGCGCAGUCACAUGGACUAGGCCCGAAGCCUUGUCUGGUGCUUUGGCUGCUAGCUGGGCUGAUACGGACAGCCAGAGGGAUCUGGCCCACGAGCUUGAGGUUGAAGGCCACGAAAGCAUUGUUGGGGCUUACAUCCACCGUGUGAAGCGCCACAUCAAGGACCUCCAGUAUCUUCCAGACUGGCUCAAGGAGCUGCCAAAGCGUGUUCUCACCAGUCUGUUUGCGGAUGAGGUCUCUAACCUGGAUAGUUUUGGUGUUUCCAAGCCUGUUAUUGUCGCUACGCAGAACGGCCGUGUCUAUGCCCUUGACAGCGGCAACCACGGCCGGGUAUCCUGGAGUGUCAAAGCCGCGGAAGCUGAUUCGUGGAAUGUCAAGGCGAUCUUGACGCAACCUGGAUUCGCGACUGUUUACGCUGAUGACGGCAGCUCUGUCACUCUGAACGUCACCACCGGCGAUAUCACUCAACGCAGCCCGGCCACAGGGAAAAUCCGCUCAAUUGCUGUCCUCAACGAUGGCACUUCCCAAAGCACCAUCGGAAUCAACGAGAACGGAGAGCCCGUGGGAUUCUUUGAUCGCCCUGGAUUCUUCGUGACUCAGGGCGCGGAUGGAAGGGUUCUCGGCUGGAGCACUAAGGACUCCCAGUCACCAGUAUGGGAGUUCUUGCCCGCACCCGGCGAGAAGAUUAUCCAGGCCACUGCCCGACCCUCUCAUGAUCCUGUCGCAUCAAUCGGCAAGGUUCUGGGCAACCGCUCGGUUCUGUACAAGUAUCUCACCCCGAACGCGGCUCUCGUCACAGCCGUCGGCGAGUCCUCUGCCACCUUUUACCUCCUAGACGGAGUCACCGGCCAAAUCCUCCACACUAGCACACACAAGGGAGUCGACACCGCACAGCCCAUCGCAUCGACCAUCUCAGAAAACUGGUUCGCAUACUCCUUCUACGCCGAAGGCUCCGACCCUUCCGACGCUAGAGGCUACCAACUCGUCGUCUCGGAGAUGUACGAAUCCCCAAUCCCUAACGACCGCGGCCCACUAGGCUCAGCAACCAACUACUCAUCCUUCACCGACCUGCCCCUCCCGCACGUCAUCUCUCAAGCCUUCAUAAUUCCUGAACCCAUCUCCCACAUGGCCGUCACCCAAACGCGCCAGGGCAUCACAACCCGCCAACUCAUCGUCGUCCUUCCCGAAUCCAACGCCAUUGUCGGUAUUCCCCGUCCAGUCCUCGACCCGCGCCGUCCCAUCGGCCGAGACCCGACUUCCACCGAAGCCGAAGAGGGCCUCGUGAAAUACGUCCCGUCUCUCGACUUUGACGGCAGGUGGUACCUUAGCCACUCACGCCAGGUCGCAGGCAUCGAGACCGUCCUGUCCGCACCUACGCUCCUCGAAAGUACGAGUCUCGUCUUCGCUUUUGGAAAUGAUAUCUUUGCUACGCGGGUGACACCUAGCCAGGCGUUCGACAUCCUGGGUAAGGGCUUCUCGAAGCUGCAGCUGCUUAUGACGAUUGUCGCAUUGGCGAUUGGUGUUUCGAUUUUGGCGCCUAUGGCCCGCAAGAAGAAAAUCGACACGCUUUGGAAGGCGAGGUAG
Messenger RNA from Aspergillus calidoustus, 2838 nucleotides. NCBI's taxonomy places the organism in Eukaryota, Fungi, Ascomycota, Eurotiomycetes, Eurotiales, Aspergillaceae. The record is from the annotation of a GenBank genome assembly.